ACACAGGGACCCCAAAACACUCGACAAAAUUAGAUCCAGAAUGCAAUACCAGUAUACGGCACAUGCGCACUUUAAAAUAUAUAGAUUCGCUUUUAUUUCAAAAUGGCGGACGCGGCCAAGUCGUCAAAUGUCGCUUCGGAUGGGGGAAGCGAUUCUGGCACAAAUGAAGAAUCUGUGGAUCAGGACUUUGACAUCACAGCGGAUAUGAUGGUGCAUGAUAUGGAUGAUGAGACCACUCUAGAGGAGGAGGAGAAACUGGACAACAAGGAAAACUUUUCUGAGGAGAUUGCUGAUCUAGAGAAGGAAGGAGACAUGCCACUAGAAGAUCUUCUGGCCAUGUAUGGAUAUCACUCUGACGAGAGUGAGACCCAAGCUCCGGAUGAGCCUGUGACCAAGACUGACGUCCUACCUCCACUAAUCAGUGCACGACAGGCAAUUCAGGAUCCUGACCUCCCUAAUCAGUCUGAGAAAGAAGACUCUAUCCCCCUUGAGGAUGCGUCACCAGUGCCAUCUCCUCUAAUGCAAGAGCAGUCCGAUUAUGCCCCAUCACCUCAGUCAAACAAUAACCAGAAUAAUGUUUUUCCUGAAAACCAGAGGAUCACACGAGGAUUGCUUGCAGCAUACAGUUAUUUCAACCUUGGUGAGAGCUCAUCUUCUGACGAUGAUGAUGAAUACAACCCAGAGGAAUGGAAAAAGGAAAUCCAUAUUGGAGAGGAGCACCAGGCGGUAGUACCUGAGGGACUUAACACAGAGAAAGAAUAUACCUAUGAUGGAGUUGACAAAUGUCUAUGGAAUCCAUCAAAGAUUAAUGAGCAAGAAUUACAGAGAUAUCUGAACAGUGUUUGUAAGCCGCCAGGGGCUGAUAUCCAAAGAGAAGUCAAGAGAGAUGACGAGCAGGCCUUGUACAUGCUUCUCCAGUGCAGUUAUGAUGUUUCAGAAGCAGUAAGAAGACAGAAAUCACAGACAAAACCUCAGGCUGAAAUGGCUUUAUGGUCAGAGGAGGAGUGUAGGGAUUUUGAGAGCGGACUUAGGAUAUAUGGAAAAGAUUUCCUUCAAAUUCAGCAAAAUAAGGUGACAUCUCGGAGUGUGAAUGAGAUUGUGCAGUUCUACUACUUAUGGAAGAAGACAGAACGACAUGAUGCUUACGCCUCCCAAUCACGACUUGCUAAAAAGAAGUACACAUUUCACCCUGGAAUUACAGACUACAUGGACCGAUUCUUGGACGAGAACGAGAGUGCCGCCUCCAGUCGUGCAUCAAGUCCACACAACUUUUCAGCCCGUGCUCGUCUUGGGAAUGGCCUGUCCGUUAGCCACGUGUCCGGUUCGGUCCAGACCACGCCCUCUACACCCCAGACGACAUCUUCGUACUCAGUGCCGUCUGGGUCGCAUCAUACUACCGUCACAAUGAUGUCCGGCCAAUCGCAUCUAAAGCGGGACCAUUUAGGUGCAACGCCCGGGGCGCCUUCACGCCCGCCUCAGCUCCAGUCCUGCGUGCCUACCUCUGUUAUCGUAUCCAGCCCCGAGAAAGGCGACAUAGCUCCUAAGCGGCCAAGGCUGGACUCGGAAGGCCGUAUGAGGCUUAACACUGUCAGCAGCAAACCACCGCCGCUGAAACCUAUCGCUAGCCUCGCGCCAACUGUCAGCCGACCUCCUCCUCCCAAAGACUCAUCCUAUGGCAUGAGCACUGUUGUGCGCCCGGAGGUCAUUCGUGAGCACAGCCUCACGCCCAAGGCGCCGUAUCAAUAACUGAUUCAGUGAAGCGCUCUUGUGACGCAAACCUCGAUUGUACAUAAGCUAGUACUGUAUGUUGAAUGGUCUGUCAAAUGUGCAGUUGGCCCCUAAGGCGCCGCAUGAAAACCCAGGGGCGGAGCUAGGGGUGGGCCGAACGGUCCCCGGCCCGGAACGACUCGAAUCUCGUAAUUGUAAAUAGGCUAUGUAUGUUAUGGAAUGGUUUGUCAAGGAAAUAUGCAGUUAGCCCCUGUAAGUAGGAACCCGAUAGGGGUAUAUGGUUUCCUGAACAUUGGCGGAUAUAGGGGGCCUACUGUCGUAGUAAUUUAUUGUGCAUCAACAGCCCAGGCUGCAAUGAAGGCAAUACUGUCUGCUAUCUCACUUUUUUAAUUAUAUAGGAAGUAAAUACUUCAAUAGUUGGAUAAACGUGCAAAGCAUGACUGACUUUUUCUGAGGGAAGCGUUAUUAUUCAUUCCCAUAAUCCAAUAAUUACCCAGUAAUAACUUCCAGUCAUUCAUUAUCGCCCUUUUGAAGACAUUUUAUUUAAUAAACACCCUCGCGGCUUUCCUCUUAUGUAAACGAGGACCAUGA
Messenger RNA from Nematostella vectensis (starlet sea anemone), 2319 nucleotides. RefSeq names its product mesoderm induction early response protein 1. The record is from RefSeq and is a predicted model, not a curated record. Gene Ontology annotation, molecular function: histone deacetylase binding; transcription corepressor activity. The coding region runs from base 103 to 1746 and encodes 547 amino acids. Gene Ontology annotation, cellular component: nucleoplasm. Gene Ontology annotation, biological process: negative regulation of transcription by RNA polymerase II. NCBI's taxonomy places the organism in Eukaryota, Metazoa, Cnidaria, Anthozoa, Actiniaria, Edwardsiidae. The transcript has 14 exons.